GUCUCCCUCAGUUCAGUGUUGCGUUGUCAAUGUCUCCUCCCUGAACCUGUGUUCCUUUCUGUGUUCCCUCGGUCCUUAGUUUAGUUCUGUUUCUUUGUAAGGCCUGCAAUAAAGCAGUGAUUUUGAGUUCAGCGUUUGGGUCCUCAUCUGCCUUCACACAGCUAGUUCAUGACAGUGAUCCUGGGCUACAGCAGACGAUGGACCGGAGAGAAGUAUCCUGUGGAUACAAAGUCAUCCGAAAGCCACAUCCAGAAAAGUCCUUGAAAAUGUUUCAUCGUUUCAUCCUAAGAGCAGAUUUGGAUGGUGCAGAAAUCUGUCCUCAGGUGUUAAAGCUCAGAUAUGAAAGCAGAACUCCAAAUUUCUUUGAAGUGUACAUGAAGAAUCCAGACAGAGACUUCCAGCUCAGACUCACACCAAAAAAAGAGCUUCAGUCAGUUUGGACCCGCACUGUUAGAAAAGAUGAAUACCAAAGAAGUGGUAAAGUACAAGAAAACCACUUUGUGGAUAAACACAGAGUGGAGCUGAUCCAGAGAGUCAGCAACAUCGAGCCGAUUCUGGAUGAGCUCCUGAAAGAAAAAGUUAUCCAGCAGGAAAGUUAUGACAGAAUCAGAGCUCUGCAGACCUCUCAGGAAAAGAUGAGGGAACUCUACAGCGGUCCCCUGAAAGCUGGCAGUGCCUCCAAAGAUGUCUUCUACCAAAUCCUUCAGACACACGAGAGACUCCUUGUUAAUGACCUCUGCUGGAAGAACGUUUGCUGAAAUCCAUUUUGUGUUCUACAGUGAAAGUAUUUACAAAAGGGAAAUGCUGACAUUAUGUUUCUGUGUUUCUGAUAUAAACAUAAGAAAUAUCUGACUCUUUGUUUUAUGCUUUAAUAUGAUAGUGGGCGGAUUUAUAACACUGGUUAUAAUUUGGACCUGGUGACAUCAUACAGGCUGAAUAUGAACGUUUACUCUGUUGUUAAUAAUUAAAGGUGCUGGUUGCUGUACAUGAAUCCUGAAAACAGGAAAGAAAUGAUGAGACUGGGAGACGUGUCACAGCUGAGCUUUCAUCCCACUUCACACUUUGUCUUUUGCAUAUUUUAUAUUUUCAAAACUUCUUCACACAUUCAAAUGACCCCCCCCCCCCACCCACACACAAUAUUCAUGCAUCUAAAUGUUUUAUAGACAGUAUAAUGAGUCAGAAUUGAAAUAAAAUGUCUUUUUAUAAUUUAGUGAAGCUGAUUUUGCCCAUAAACACAUUCUGCUGCUGCAUUUACGACAGAAUCCCUCUGAUAACAUGAGUUUCACAUGAUAAUUAGACA
Oreochromis aureus is the source of this 1300-nucleotide messenger RNA. Its product is annotated as NACHT, LRR and PYD domains-containing protein 1b allele 3-like. NCBI's taxonomy places the organism in Eukaryota, Metazoa, Chordata, Actinopteri, Cichliformes, Cichlidae. Gene Ontology annotation, biological process: regulation of apoptotic process; innate immune response; inflammatory response. The coding region runs from base 198 to 758 and encodes 186 amino acids. The transcript has 5 exons. The record is from RefSeq and is a predicted model, not a curated record.